GUUGGUGUGAGAAGUUAUUUCAGAAAAGUGUUCACUGCUUCUAGAUCUCCUGAAUUGAAAAUCAAGUAACCAACAUGGCAAAAACGGCUGCUAUCGGCAUCGACCUUGGAACCACCUAUUCUUGUGUGGGAGUUUGGCAACAUGGCAAAGUGGAAAUCAUUGCCAACGACCAGGGAAAUCGCACCACCCCUAGCUAUGUCGCAUUCACUGACAGCGAAAGACUCAUAGGAGAUGCUGCUAAGAGUCAAGUGGCGAUGAACCCGAAAAACACCGUUUUCGAUGCCAAACGGCUGAUAGGACGCAAAUUCGAUGACUCCAAGAUCCAAGAGGACAUGAAACACUGGUCCUUCGAGGUGGUGAACGACUCGGGCAAGCCGAAAAUCAAAGUAGAAUACAAGGGCGAGGUCAAGAAGUUCGCGCCCGAGGAGAUAAGCUCGAUGGUACUGACGAAGAUGCGGGAGAUAGCCGAAACGUACUUGGGAGGGAAGGUCUCGGAUGCUGUCGUCACUGUUCCAGCUUAUUUCAAUGAUUCGCAACGGCAGGCCACCAAAGAUGCAGGUGCCAUUGCUGGUAUGAACGUUUUGAGGAUAAUCAAUGAACCUACUGCUGCUGCCCUUGCUUAUGGACUUGACAAGAACCUCAAAGGGGAGAAAAACGUUCUUAUUUUUGAUUUGGGUGGUGGUACCUUCGACGUAUCCAUCUUGGCCAUAGACGAAGGAUCUCUCUUCGAAGUUAAAUCCACUGCCGGAGAUACCCAUUUAGGUGGAGAAGACUUUGACAAUCGUCUGGUCAACCACUUUGUGGAAGAGUUCAAGCGGAAGCAUAAGAAGGACCUGAGCAAGAACACCCGAGCCUUGCGAAGGCUCCGAACAGCCUGCGAACGUGCCAAAAGAACUCUUUCCUCCAGCACUGAAGCCACUAUUGAAAUCGACGCUCUCCACGAUGGGGUUGAUUUCUAUUCGAAAGUUACCAGGGCCAGAUUUGAAGAGCUCUGCAUGGAUCUGUUUCGGUCGACCUUGCUACCAGUCGAGAAGGCCUUGACCGACGCCAAACUGGACAAGGGUGCCAUCCACGACGUCGUUCUAGUUGGAGGUUCCAUCCGUAUCCCCAAGAUCCAGAAGAUGCUGCAAGACUUCUUCUGCGGCAAGGCCUUGAACCUGUCCAUCAAUCCCGAUGAGGCUGUGGCCUACGGCGCUGCUGUCCAGGCCGCCAUCUUGAUCGGAGACACCAGCUCGCAGAUCCAAGAUGUCCUCCUAGUCGACGUCGCUCCUUUGUCUCUAGGAAUCGAGACUGCUGGUGGAGUUAUGACCAAAAUCGUCGAGAGAAACUCUAGAAUACCUUGCAAGCAGCAGCAAACCUUCACCACUUACUCAGACAACCAGAACGCUGUGACCAUCCAGGUUUUCGAAGGAGAAAGGGCCAUGACCAAAGACAAUAAUCUAUUGGGUACCUUCAGCCUGAACGGCAUUCCGCCUGCCCCGCGUGGCGUGCCCAAGAUCGAAGUGACCUUCGAUUUGGACGCCAACGGCAUCUUGAACGUGUCGGCCAAAGAUGGCAGCACUGGCAAGUCGGAGAAGAUCACCAUCACCAACGACAAGGGCAGGCUAUCCAAGGCCGAGAUCGACAAGAUGCUGGAUGAUGCGGAGAAGUAUGCAGCCGAGGACGAAAAGCAAAGGGAUAGGGUGGUGGCGAGGAAUCAGCUGGAAGGGUACAUUUUCAGCGCCAAACAGGCCGUGGAAGAUGCAGCUUCGGACAAACUAACAGAAGAGGACAAGAAGUUGGUCCAAGACAAGUGCUCAGCAGCCCUUACAUGGUUGGACGCGAAUCAGCUAGCUGACAAGGACGAGUACGAACACAAGCUGAAAGAGCUGCAGCAGGAAUGCUCUCCAGUCAUGCUGAAAAUGCAUCAAGGUGGCAAAGAGGGAGCUCAGGGCAACAAAGGACCCACCGUAGAAGAAGUUGAUUGAAUCAGAAGUGGGAUUGGAAUGAUUCAGAAGUGGGAUUGAAUUUGCUUCGGAGAUUGGGCUGUUUGAAGGUUUUCUUUCGAUUUAUUGAAGUACAACAGUGUUGGUGUUUGAAUUUUCAUUAAAGUAUCUGUACUAAUAUUAUAAAGAGGUAAUAUC
Phaedon cochleariae (mustard beetle) is the source of this 2123-nucleotide messenger RNA. NCBI's taxonomy places the organism in Eukaryota, Metazoa, Arthropoda, Insecta, Coleoptera, Chrysomelidae. The record is from the annotation of a GenBank genome assembly.